Messenger RNA from Eremomyces bilateralis CBS 781.70, 3504 nucleotides. RefSeq lists its product as uncharacterized. The record is from RefSeq and is a predicted model, not a curated record. Lineage: Eukaryota; Fungi; Ascomycota; Dothideomycetes; Eremomycetales; Eremomycetaceae. Gene Ontology annotation, molecular function: RNA binding. The coding region runs from base 1 to 3504 and encodes 1167 amino acids. The transcript is spliced from 2 exons.
AUGGGACCAUCCACUCGACCUGAACACCACCUCAACCUCAACUACCUCCCUCAGCUGUCCUCCAACAAAUCGCGCUCCGGCUCGUCCACCGCUUCGACAUCGCCCAUCGAGCCGCCCUCGGGAGGAUCGCUGCGAUUCCCCAUCGGUUCUGGAAGCUCACUGGGAUCCGUCCCAGCGCCGAACCGGCUGGGUUCCGGAUCCCCAUCUCACGAGUUCAGCGGCCGUCUUUUCCCUAAGCGCGCCCGCGAGAUCCAGGCUCAAGAAGGUCUUAACCCCCAACCAUGGGGUCCCCCGACCAGCGGAAACUCCACGCCCCUCCGUGAGACGAUCCCCGAGUCGCCGAACGGGGAAAGCUUCCCCGAUUUCAACCAACCCUUCGGCGCCGAAACCACUCCCAUCGGGUCUGCACCCCAAGUAACAAAGCGAGGACGGGCGGGGACAUUGCCAUCACGAAUCCCAUCGGCCGGUAGCCUUUCGAACAGCUUCCUCUCUCAACCGAGCCUGCUUCCUCGCACGUCGCGACCCACCCCAUCCACCAGCCCGUUCCAGCCCGGAUCCAGCACCCCUUCCGAACCCCUCGGGUUUUCCGCCUCGAUAAACCCCAAUGCGGCCAAACUCGCCCAACUGUCGCGCCUCCGUGCGGAAUCCAUGCCGCAGCGUGGGCUAGGCAACCCCAUCGGUUCGCUGUGGGCCCCGUCCCCCUUCUCUCAAUGGGGCGGUGGCCAAUCCCGACUGAGGGGCAGCACGCUCGCGAGCAUCCGAUCCUCCGAUGGCCCGGCCUCUCCGCAAUCCGCGUUUUCUCGAGACUCGCUUGCGGACACAGAUGUCAAGACCCUCGACUAUCUCGGACUGGUGGAUACCCCUCAACAAAGCCGCGCGACGCUGGCUCCUUCCGAUAUUGAAAUGCUGCUGGAGGGCCAGCGCAACCAUAUCGGUCUGGGCAGCAUCGGAGACAAGAACGCCAAUCGGUUCCGCUCUUAUUCCGUGAACGCCAAAGAAAAAUACGCGGACGAGGAAGAAAUGGGGGCUUAUACUCCUAGCUACGGCAGCGCCCUCAACACGCCCGAUCCCAGCUCCGCUGCCGCGUUUGCAAUCCACGAAGCCGUCCGCCAACACAAUCUCGAAGUCCAAGCGUUCGCCAACUUCGCCAGUCAGAACCGUCCCCGUGCAAGGACCGCUGGCGUCCUAGAUUCCCCGUCCUCACGGUUGAUGCGCUCCUAUAUCCCCACUCCAUCCCGACUCGACUCGAGCAUGACGGCGGCCGAGCUGGAUAUCUCCGAACAUUCGGAGUACGCGGGCCUGGCCGAGGCCGUGCAAGGACUCCAGCUCAACAUGAAGCCGCUGGACAUCCCCGGCGAGGAGCAACUCAGCGCGGAGAGCCCAACGCGCGCGCUGUGGCUGGGCAACAUCCCGUCGUCCACCACGGUGUCGUCGUUGAACGUGAUUUUCGGAAACUUCGGCACCAUCGAGUCGGCGCGCGUCCUGACGCACAAGAACUGCGGGUUCGUCAAUUUCGAGACGUUGGAGAACGCAGUCCGCGCGAAGUCGCAGCUGAACGGGAAGGAAAUCUUCCCCGGUGCGGGCCCGAUCCGGAUCGGAUAUGCCAAAGCGCCGAGUACGUCGGGCACGCCUGGGAAGAAUGGACUCUAUCCUUCCCCGAGCCCAGAUCCGUAUGCGAAAGGCGAGGAUUAUGUUGCCGCUGACACGCUCGCUACUCAAUCUUCUGGGGCUGGCGAGACGGUAUCUGGCGCCCCCAUCACGCCUGCGCUGGUUGACAUCCGAGGCGACAUUGUUAGCAUCGUCAAGGACCUCGGUGCCAAUGACGAGGAGCAAAUGCGCGUUGCCGCGCUCGUCGAGCAUGCGAUCCAGAACGAUCAUUACGUGAGCGAGAUCCCCCCGAUCCCGGAACCGAGCCACAGCCGUGUCCACGACGCCCCGCGCCUGCGCGAGAUCCGCAAGCGGAUCGGCAACAACGCGUGCUCCCAGGUCGAGGUGGAAGAGAUUGCGCUCGCCAUGCUCCCGGAGAUCGCGGAACUGGCCUCCGACUACCUGGGUAACACGGUGGUGCAGCGGCUCUUCGAGUUCUGCUCGGACAGCGUCAAGGAAGCGAUGCUGCGCGAGAUCGCGCCGCACCUCGCAGAGAUCGGCGUGCACAAGAACGGCACCUGGGCGGCGCAGAAGAUCAUCGACGUGGCGCGUACAUCCAACCUGAUGGGCAUGAUCGUCGACUCGCUGCGGACUGCCAGCGUGGCGUUGUUCCUCGACCAGUUUGGGAACUAUGUCAUGCAGGGCUGCUUGCGUUAUCAGACCCCACUGAAUGACUUCAUCUUCGAGGCGAUGGUGAGCCGGCUGUGGGAUCUAGCGCAAGGCCGGUACGGUGCGCGUGCGAUGCGUGCCUGCUUGGAGAGCCACCAUGCCAGCAAGGACCAGCAGCGGAUGGUCGCGGCGGCCAUCGCCGUUCAUAGCGUGCAGCUGGCGACGAACGCGAACGGCGCGUUGCUGCUCACCUGGUUCUUGGACACCUGCACGUUCCCCCGUCGACGCACCGUCCUCGCUCCGCGCCUAGUCCCGCAUCUCGUCCACCUCUGCACCCACAAGGUAGCCUAUCUCACGGUCCUGAAACUCAUCAACCAGCGGAACGAGCCCGACGCGCGCGACACGAUCCUCCAAGCGCUGUUCUUCUCCCCCAACGACAAGGUCCUCGACGACAUCCUCAGCGACCAGGCGUGCGGCGCCACCCUCAUCUUCAAGGUCCUCACCACCCCGUUCUUCGACGAGAAGAUCCGCGCCGACGUCGUCGCCAACGUGCGCAACGUCCUGCUGCGCAUCAAGGCCCAGCCGCAACAGGGGUACAAGCGCCUCAUGGACGAAGUCGGCCUGUCCACCCGCACGGGUGGCCCUGCUCGCGACGCCCCCCUCCGCGAGCCCGCCGAGCACACCCGCCCGGGAUCCAACCAUGGCGCGCACGUCAACCCGCACCCACCGGACACCCGAUCCAUGUACGCGCCGCCGAAUGGGUACGCCCCCAUGGGCCUCGAACGCACGGGCAGCAUGGACUCCAACCAAUUCGAAGCGACCUUCCCCCUCACCGUCAACACGAUGAACGGACCAAUGUACUCCAACGCCGCCAACCUCCCCCUCGCUGCCAUGACCCCCCAGUCCGGCAUGCCCUACCCCCCCGCCAUGAUGCCCAACAUGUCCCACUCCCCCCGCCCAGGCCCCGGGGCGCCUUACUACCCCACCGUCGACCUCAACGGCUACCCCACGCCCACUACCCCCAUGAAUCCCCACCAGUUCCGCGGCCUGUCUGGCAGCCCCGCCGGGGCACCUGGGAUGCCGAUGGGGGGGAGCCCGAUGCUACCGCAGACGGGAUUCCCCCCGGGAGGGUAUGGGGGGAAUAUGAUAGGGAGCCCGGGGAUGUAUGCGGGGUAUCAGAUGCAGUAUAUGCCGGGGCAGCAGGCCCAGCAGGCGGGAGGUGCGAGGAGAGGACGGGUGAGUCGAUGA